AUGGGUUCCGUGGGGCCACAGUUCAAUGUCUUUGAGGGCUUCUACAACACCAUCAAUGGCAAAUUGACUAGCACGGAGCAGACCAGGCACGGCAUCAACCCUGCAACUGGCAAGCCGAAUCCAGAGGUGCCUGUCUCGACGCAGAAGGAUGUCGAUGACGCCGUCGCAGCGGCAAAAGAGGCCUUCAAGUCAUGGUCACAGACCCCUUGGGAGAAGCGCAAGGAAGCUGUGCUCGCCUUCGCCGACGGCCUGGAGAAAUACGAAAAUGAUUUUGGCAAGCUUCUUACUCAGGAGCAAGGAAAACCCCUCCAAUUUGCGAUCGGAGAAGCCAAGACAGGUGUUCACUGGAUGAGAGCUCUAUCGAGGCUAGAAUUGAAGGAGGAGAUUGUCGAGGAGAACGACGCGAAGCAGGUCAUCGUCCGAUAUACCCCUCUGGGAGUCACCGUCGGGAUCGUACCUUGGAACUUCCCCAUCCAUCUUGCCUGUGGUAAGAUCGCUCCCUCCGUCCUUACGGGCAACCCGAUCAUCAUCAAGCCAUCGCCUUUCACACCAUAUUGCGACUUGAAACUUGGUGAGCUCGCUCAACAAUACUUCCCGCCUGGUGUUGUUCAGGUUCUGUCCGGCGAUGACAACCUAGGCCCAUGGCUCACCGCUCACCCGGGACCGGACAAGAUCAGCUUUACUGGCUCUACGUUUACUGGCAAAAAGGUCAUGGAGAGUGCCUCAAAGACCCUGAAGAGGGUCACUCUGGAGCUCGGUGGAAAAGAUCCCGCCAUCGUCACGAAGAACGUGGACAUCCCGACCGUUGCCCAGAAGGUUGCCACGUUUGCCUUCCUCAACUCCGGUCAAAUCUGCUUGGCUGUUAAGCGCAUUUACGUCCAUGAGUCGAUCCACGACGAAUUCCUGAAAGCCAUGGUCGAGUUCACCAAGAACCUCAAAGUUGGUGAUGGUACUGAGGAAGGUGUUUUCUUGGGCCCAAUCCAGAACAAGAUGCAGUACGAAAAAGUCAAGACCUUUUUCAGCGACAUCGAAAAAGAGAAGCAGACUGUCGCUGUCGGCGGCACGAACCCAGAUAAGCCCGGCUAUUUCAUCACCCCCACCAUCAUCGACAAGCCUGCCGACAGCUCCAGAAUCGCCACCGAAGAACCCUUCGGCCCCAUUGUUCCCCUCAUGACCUGGUCUGACGAGGCUGAUGUCGUUGCCCGAGCCAACAACACCAAGAUGGGUCUCGGAGCCUCGGUAUGGGGCAACGAUCUGGAAGAAGCCACCCGGAUUGCUCGACAGCUUCAGGCUGGCUCGGUGUGGGUGAACUCGCACCUUGAACUACAGCCCGACGCCCCCUUCGGAGGUCACAAGGAGAGCGGCAUUGGUUUCGAAUGGGGUCUGGGUGGUCUGAGAUCUUUCUGCAAUGCCCAGAGUUUGUAUAUCAAGAAGACGCCUUAA
Molecule: messenger RNA, 1443 nt
Organism: Cladophialophora yegresii CBS 114405
Lineage: Eukaryota; Fungi; Ascomycota; Eurotiomycetes; Chaetothyriales; Herpotrichiellaceae
Product: aldehyde dehydrogenase (NAD+)
Exons: 6
Coding region: 1-1443 (480 amino acids)
Molecular function (GO): aldehyde dehydrogenase (NAD+) activity
Source: RefSeq, a predicted model, not a curated record